Messenger RNA from Habropoda laboriosa, 706 nucleotides. RefSeq names its product methyl-CpG-binding domain protein 3 (gene MBD-like). The coding region runs from base 35 to 706 and encodes 223 amino acids. The transcript has 5 exons. NCBI's taxonomy places the organism in Eukaryota, Metazoa, Arthropoda, Insecta, Hymenoptera, Apidae. The record is from RefSeq and is a predicted model, not a curated record.
UGCGAGUGUACGUUGAAAUAAACACUUCUGCAAAAUGAACAUGUCGGUAGAGAAAAAGAAGUACUCGUCGGCGCUGCCAACAAAUUGGCCGACGAGGGAAGAGGCAUCCAGAAAGAGUCAAAAUCAGUUGUCAUCUACUGGAAAGGUUGACGUUUACUACUACAGCCGUGGAGUAAGAAACGACGCAUCGUUGGUACCACCGAUAAGGCAGACGGCGUCCAUAUUUAAACAACCAGUAACCAUUUACAAGACACAGGAAGGGAAGGUGAAGGACAUCAAGCAUGGAAAUCAAGAAAAACCAAAACAGGAAGGAGCCGAUAAAACUGAUGGCAAAUAUGGCUCCCAAGAUAAGCCUAAGCAGCUAUUUUGGGAGAAACGUUUGGAAGGCUUGUGGGCGUGUGAUCCAGACGGAUAUGCGUUCGCUGCAAUGGAUUUGCCAAAAGGUUUAAAGUCAGUGGGCCCGUAUAUCACGGAAGAAACGUUGCUACAGAGCGUUGCUACUGCGUUGCACGUUUCGUCUCAACCAGUCACGGGACAAACGGGUUCAAAAGCAGCUUUAGAGAAGAAUCCCGGGGUAUUUCUUAAUCCCGAUCAACCCCUCGUACAGGCCGUCUCGAUAGCUGACGAAGACAUCAAGAGGCAAGAGGACCGUGUUGCUCUCGCAAGAAAAAAGCUUCAAGAUGCUUUACGAACAAUUCCUACAUAA